Messenger RNA from Dermacentor andersoni, 855 nucleotides. Its product is annotated as calmodulin-like. The record is from RefSeq and is a predicted model, not a curated record. NCBI's taxonomy places the organism in Eukaryota, Metazoa, Arthropoda, Arachnida, Ixodida, Ixodidae. Gene Ontology annotation, molecular function: calcium ion binding. Gene Ontology annotation, cellular component: myosin II complex.
CGUGCUUUGAGUCUCGAGACGCGCGUUUCAUGCCCACGAUCUCCUCGGGUCAGCCGACGCCCAAGCAGGCUCCUUCACUGCACCGCCGGCAGCCUCAGCGGGUAGCGCAGCCGAAGAGCCUGCCGUGGCUUUGACCAGCAGUGGCAAACGACUCGCGCAGUCGUCCGCCACAGAAAACGCAGCGCGUAUAUACGAGCAGCGGCUGAGUGGCACCCGGAUCCAGCCGGCAUGCAGCUCUCCGAGGAUGCGGUCGCGGAGCUCCGCGAGGCAUUCGCGCUCUUCGACAAGGAUGGCGACGGUGCCAUCAGCACCAAGGAACUGGGCACCGUGAUGCGCUCCCUCGGCCAGAACCCGACCGAGGCCGAACUAAGUGAAAUCAUCGCGGAACUGGACGUCGAUGGAAACGGCACCGUCGACUUCCCGGAGUUCCUAGCCCUGAUGUCCAAGAAGGCGCGCACUACGGACACCGAGGAAGAGAUUCGGGAGGCCUUCAGGGUUUUCGACAGAGACGGGAAAGGCUUCAUCGCGGCAGCAGAGCUCCGUCACGUCAUGACGACUCUUGGAGAGAAGCUUACAAACGAAGAAGUUGAUGCGAUGAUACGGGAAGCUGAUGUGGAUGGAGAUGGCCAAAUUAACUACGAGGAGUUCGUAUCGCUCAUGACUUCAGGCUAAACAUCGAAAUCUCCAUGCGUUUCUUCACUCAUUGCUUUGCCGUGACCAUAAGAAAAGUGAACAGCGCUUAAUUAAACAAUGUUGAAACGGGGGCACUGAUUACGUUUCUGGGUUCGACUCCACGUUUGCGCCUUGUCUGUGACACAGGAGCAUAUCAUAGAAUAAAGAACAUGAUGAAGUCAC